Messenger RNA from Malaclemys terrapin pileata, 2374 nucleotides. It is a transcript of the gene SAMSN1, whose product is annotated as SAM domain, SH3 domain and nuclear localization signals 1. Gene Ontology annotation, molecular function: protein binding. The coding region runs from base 37 to 1164 and encodes 375 amino acids. Lineage: Eukaryota; Metazoa; Chordata; Testudines; Emydidae. The record is from RefSeq and is a predicted model, not a curated record. The transcript is spliced from 8 exons.
CAACUGCUCCUAAUUUGGAUACAUCUGAAUUUUAAAAUGUUGAAGAGAAAAACUUCCAAUGUGUCAGAUAAGGAGAAAUGUCAAAAACCAAAGCGCACAAGUAGUUUUGGAAACUUUGACCGUUUUAGGCACCAUUCAGUAUCAAAGCCAGAUGAUUCAGUUGAGAUAUGUGAAGUGGAGACUGUAAGUGACAUUGGAGAUCCAGGACAAAAUAAAAUGGCAGGUAAUGGAGGAAGCCUGGGAAAGAAGAUGCGGGCCAUUUCCCUAACCAUGAAGAAAAAGAUGGGUAAAAAGUACAUCAAGGCACUCUCUGAGGACAUGAAUGAAGAAGGAAAAGAAGUCUGCUACUCGCAUAGUGACCCUGGGGAUGGAACACACAUGGAGAAGGUCUGCUUAAAAGCCAGUGACUCCAUGGACAGUCUCUAUAGUUUGAAUAGUGGACAGAGCUCUUCUAGUGGAGUGACUAGCUGUUCAGAUGGAACCAGCAACAGGGACAGCUUUAGACUUGAUGAUGAAGUCCCUUACACUGGACCAUUCUGUGGACGAGCCAAAGUGCACACCGACUUCACACCGAGUCCUUAUGACACUGACUCUCUCAAAAUCAAGAAAGGAGACAUUAUAGACAUCAUCUGCAAAACCCCCAUGGGUAUGUGGACAGGCAUGCUGAAUAACAAGGUGGGGAACUUCAAAUUCAUUUACGUCGAUAUUAUUUUGGAAGCGGAAGCUACACCUAGAAAGAUAAAGGCACACAGAGGGAGCAAAAGGGCCAAACCUAAAACUCUGCAGGAACUUUUGGAACGGGUCCAUCUUCAGGAAUACUCAUCAACCCUCUUGCUAAAUGGCUAUGAGACUUUGGAGGAUUUAAAGGAGCUACAGGACAGCCAUUUGAUUGAACUAAAUAUUACAAACCCAGAAGACAGGGCAAGGUUACUUUCUGCAGUUGAGAAUCUACAGGACUAUGAAACUGAACAAGAACAUGAAAAUGAGCAACAGCCCUUGUCCUUAAGCCCUGUUCUUAGCUUUAACAAGUCAGAGUUAAAUGACUGUCCGAGAGACUCUGGCUGUUACAUCUUAUCGGAAAAUUCAGAUAAUGGCAAAGAAGAGCUAGAUCCAGAAAACCUAUCGGACAUGCUACAGACGAUCACCAUCACUGAGACCAACUGAUAUAUGUGCUUUUCUGCAGCUUUGCAGACAGGACUAUCAGAUACAUUAAGCUAACUUGCUAGUAUGGCAACAGAGUAAUGGGCUGCAAAUAUUCUCAACAUCGAAUGGACUCUUAGGAUUUCCAGCUGAAGUACAAUAUUUUUGACUUUAUUCAAUAUAUGGACAUUGGGUACCUGAAUCUUGGUUGAUGAAAAUAAUGUCCCAUGCUAUCCUUGUUUGUUAAUUCUUGAACAGUUGACUGAAGGGAAAAUAAAUAACUGCAAUAUAUAGGGUAACCAGAUGUCCCAUUUUUAAAGGGACAGUCCCGUUUUUGGGGACUUUUUCUUAUAUAGGCGCCUAUUACUCCCCUCCCCCUUCCUGUUUUUUCACAGUUGCUAUCUGGUCACCCUAGCUAUAUAUAUAUAUAUUUGUAUAUUAAAUCGUUUCCUAUUAAAAGAAUAGGGAGUUAUUUUUAGGCAUUCUCACAUAGUUCUGGAUAUGUUAUCUUCUGAAACAUUCUGAAAUAUUGUAAAUAGUGUACAUAUUUAUUUUAAAAGCUAAAUAUUAAUUACUGUCCUUUUUUAUCUUCUGAUGAAUGUUUCUCUGAUAUUUGUACAAAACAUACUUUUCACCAGUACAGCAGCAUAAUAAAAAGGUGAUUAGGUUGAUAUUCUAUAGUAUUAUGAAAAAUACUGGGUCUGACUCACAUUUACAUUAAAGCUGCUUUACACCACUGUGCUGUGUAAACUGGCCGUAAAAUGGGCAUAAAUAUAAUUUACAGCCACUUGAAGGCCUCUUUACAUUACCAUGUGGUGCAAAGGGGCCUUAAUGUAAAUGAGAAUCAGGCCCUCUGUCUUCAGUAACCAUUAGGAUCAACUUGCAGUUUGAAUUUCGUACACAUUUAGUUUUUCUUUACUAUUUACAGUCUUUCUAAACAUUGUAAAAUGAAAGAGAGAGCUAUUAGCAACAAACUGAUAUCCACAACUGAGCUUUCAUUAGUAUUUUUGGUGAAACUCCUUCCUUGUGCACUUAGCGUGAAAUUUGUCAGUAGAAAUACUUGUUUGUAUGCAAAAGCCAAUAGCUGAUACGUUGGUAUAUAUUAUCAGUGUCCUCCAUAAAACAACUAAUCAUCAUUUCCCCAUGUAUUUUACACUGGAAUAUACCUUUUAUUUGCUUUCCCCCUCUUCUUGAAGUACUUCAUUUGACAAUAAACAGAACUAUGUGAUUGAGA